This is a messenger RNA of Ipomoea triloba (trilobed morning glory), 1601 nucleotides long. RefSeq names its product F-box/FBD/LRR-repeat protein At1g13570-like. The record is from RefSeq and is a predicted model, not a curated record. NCBI's taxonomy places the organism in Eukaryota, Viridiplantae, Streptophyta, Magnoliopsida, Solanales, Convolvulaceae. The transcript is spliced from 4 exons. Bases 139 to 1413 code for a protein of 424 amino acids. Gene Ontology annotation, molecular function: protein binding.
UCUCCUAAAGUUGACUUUACCCGCUACGACAGCACAUGGAGGCGGUGGAGUCUUGGAUGCCUUAUUAGGGAUUGCGACAUUCCGUUGAAUCGAACCUGCCUUGUGCUCCGUCGAAGAUCCGAGCGUCUCCGUUCAGGAAUGGAUAUCUCAGGAAAUAGCAAACAGAGGGCCAUGGAUGAUAAACUUAUUAACUUGCCAAUGGAUGUUUUAAACUGCAUCCUAGAUCACUUGCCUAUUCGAGAUGCAGCAAGAACAAGUAUUUUGUCUAGAAAAUGGAGAUACAUAUGGGCUGGUCACCCAAAACUUGUACUCGAUCCCAAGAACAUAGUCACUGUCACCAAAAAUGAUUUUGUUGGAAUAUGCAAUGAAAUUCUCUUACAGCAUAUUGGGCCCAUUCUAACUUUUCAUGUCUACCUUUCAGAUGUACACAUGUCACAGUACCCAAAUAUUGAUAGAUGGAUACUAUACUUGUCAAGAAAUGGGUUGAGGAAACUCAAAAUAAAGAAUUCCUGGGGUCGUGUCUAUGCACUUCCCUCUUAUAUAUUCUUGUGUCAAGAACUUACGGAAUUGGAACUGUCUAACUGUAUCUUCAAACAACCAUGCGGUACUAUAAGAAGCUUUCAAAAUCUUAAGGUGCUUUUUUUGAUUCAAGUUGCUUUCAAGCCAGAGGUUUCUGCUUCUAUUUUUACUGCAUCAAAGCUUGAAACGUUGUGUUUUAUAAAGUGCAUUGGUAUGGAUCACUUGAAAUUUGAUGGCUGUUCACCGUCACUUUCCUUCUUGGUACUUUACAAGAAUCAUGGGGUUACACUGAGUUGUUUUAUGAAUUGCAAAAGGAUUACAACUGCAAAGCUUGUAUUGCCAAUGGAAGUUAAAUCUUUAUUAGGCCCUGGUAAGAGGAUCAAUUUAGCAAGCUUGUUUGAACACUGGCCUCUAAUUUCAAGCCUUUUUCUGGAUGCAUACCAUCUCAAGCUUUUGGCUGCAGACUCUAUUACGAGUGCACUUCCAGUUAAAGUCAACCACUUGAGGGUUCUUAAACUGUCUGGAAUUAACUUUACCAAUGAGGUACAAAUCUCCAGCAUCCUUUGCUUGCUUCACAGCUCUCCUAGGGUGCAUAGCCUUGAAAUUUGGAUGAACGUUCCAACAACGAUUGUUGACAACAACCCCGUUUUGAAGUAUUUGCAAGAUCGUAGUUGCAUGAGUGAGGAAAUUAACAGUUUGCGGGAUUUGAAGAUGAGAUAUUUCCAGGGGUCAAGAGCUGAAAUGCUUUUUGUAAAGCUAAUACUUGUGUGCUGCCCGGCCCUAGAAAGGGUUACUUUUGAGGACUGGGAAGUAAAGCCCUCGGAGGUCUCUAAUAUUUUGAAAGAGUUGGUGGUAUUCCCUCGAGCUUCAAGGAAAGCACAAAUCAUAUUCUGAACUUGUGACUAAAAUUAUGUGGUUAAAAUUUUCAGUUUCGCAGUUUGAAAUUAUGUUGGAUUAGUUCGAAAUAGGUACCAUCCCAUGUAUGAAGUUCCUUAUUUUCUUAUAUUGGUUUUCGUUGUUGUCUUUUUCGUUGGCACUCCGGCCUUAGAGUGAGUUUGGUAACUCGAAAAAUGAUUUCCGGA